AUGUCGUUUACUUUCGAAAGGCCACUCAUCCCGAAGGAUGAAGAACAGAUGGAGAAACAGUUCAAGAACUCGACUAACUCCCCGACUAGUCCGCGCACAGACGUAUCUAUGAUGUCGCUGCCGGACGCGCUUCAGGCUUCCAAGGAGUAUGGCUCUGCAAGACACGUUUAUGGCUCCAAUACGCUGCGUCCUCCUGUCGAAAAGGCAUUGACAGACACGCGGAAUUUCAUCUCAAUGCAUGAGAACAGCCCUGGACGACUCCCUGAAAAUCGUGGUACUCGCUCUGAUUACACGAUUGGUAGUAUUGACCUGAACGGUUCCGAUGAAGAUGACAAAAACGAGGACGAGGCUGAGACAAUCACACUCGACAGCGAUGAGGAUACUAGCAGAACCGCACCGAUGACUCCUAAUGAGCUACCGGUCAAUGAGGCUAUGAAAAGACGACAGGAGGAAUGGGCAGAGCGUGGUGCGGCCAAGAUCGUUCGGGAAGUGACCAAUCCAGAGACCGGACAAACUACCAAACAUGUGAUCAAAAAGGGCAUAAAGGACUUCCGAUUUGGCGACGUGUUAGGGGACGGAUCCUACUCUACUGUCAUGCUAGCACGCUCCAAUGAUAGUGGCAAGAAGUACGCCGUGAAGGUGCUAAACAAGGAGUACUUGAUUCGACAGAAAAAGGUCAAAUACGUCAACAUAGAGAAAAACACAUUGCAAAGGCUGAACAACAGCCGCGGCGUGAUUAAGUUAUAUUUCACAUUUCAAGACGAAGCAAGCCUGUAUUUCCUAUUGGAGUAUGCACCAAAUGGAGAUUUCCUCUCUGUUAUGAAAAAAUUUGGCAGUCUCAGUGAGGAAUGUGCUUGCUACUAUAGUGCACAGAUACUAGACGCCAUUGAUUUCAUUCAUAAGAUGGGUGUGAUUCAUAGAGACAUAAAACCUGAAAACAUCUUACUUGAUAAAGAUAUGAAAAUAAAAUUAACAGAUUUUGGUACCGCCAAGUUGCUGGACAAGUCGGAGAAAAGUGGAAAGUAUGACCUACUGGAAAGAUCGAAGUCUUUUGUGGGAACGGCAGAGUACGUGUCGCCAGAACUUUUGAACGAUAACUACGUUGAUUACAAGUGUGAUAUUUGGGCAUUCGGCUGCAUUCUCUUCCAAAUGAUUUCAGGAAAACCUCCUUUCAAAGCAACGAACGAAUAUCUGACUUUCCAGAAAGUCAUGAAAGUGCAAUAUGCUUUCACUGCUGGAUUUCCCUUGAUAAUAAGGGAUUUGGUGAAACAAAUAUUAGUCAAGGUACCAGAUUUGAGACCAGAUGAGAGCCAGAUCAAGAAGCACAUUUUUUUCAAAGAUGUUAACUUUGAGGAUGGUAGCGUAUGGGAUAAAAAUCCUCCAGAGAUCGCUCCUUAUAAAAUCACAGCAAAGGCUAUGCAACCUGUUCCGGGUCUCAAGGAGUCCAAGUCACGUACUGUCAUUAGCUUGCCAAAGAGACAAGUAAAAUCUGCCUCUCCAUCUCAAUCAUCAUCGCCGUCCACUACAGCUGCUAGUGAGAUGAAGCAGCAAGAAUUGAAAAAACCCCCAGUUGAUCCAAGAACAACUCAAAUAUUGGAGAACGCCAAGAAGAGCAUAAACAAUAGGAAGCAAAAUGCUAAAAGAACGACUAGUGCUGCUUCUGCUGCGGCUGCUGCUCUUUCAAAAAAAACUCCCAUCUCUGUUUCAGCGCCAGCAUCUUCCGGUAAUUUAAGCUCUAGUAACGGGUCUUCACCAACUGCAAAUCCUCCUCCAAAACCAAUCCACGCACCACCUCCUAUCAAAUCUCAUGAUAACCCUCCUAUUAUCCCAACCUCCUCAUCAUCCAAUGUCUACGCUAAUCAAGUGCCACCGAUGGGUAAAGUUGAUAUUUUAUGGUCAUAUUACUUGAAGAAUAUUGAUGAAAGAGUCAUAAAGAUGGGUGAGGUUAACAUGUGUGUUACGAAAAUGCCCUUGCUUGAAAAGAAGUUGAAUAGGGUCAAUAGCUCACUAGCAGAUCCCCAUCAAUCCAAUCAGAGAACUACUUUUCUUUCACAAGUUGCACGGUCGGGUGGUAGUGUUACAGGAUUCAGAACAGAUCUCUCCGCUCAGGGCCUGUCAGAACAAGAUUAUUACUUCGAGUGGAGCAUAUCAGAAGAUUUGAUUCUUGAUACAUUUAAAAAGGCCGGAUCCGAACAAGCGGAAUCGCAUUUAGUGUCAAAUAAGUUCAAGAAACUCUUUCAAGGAAAAGUUGAGGAACCAGAAAAGACGCACGAACUACUACCCGCCAAUGAGUUUCUGAAGAAAAUCGUUGUCGUUACUACCUUUGGCCGCUGCUUGGUUUUCUUAAAGAGAACAAAGGUGCAACCGGAAACGAACCUUUUCUUCGAUCUACAAUACGACAUUAAUGUAUCGCAAGCAGGAACUAGACUGAAGGAAGUUGUAAAUGAUUCUAAACAACCACACACUAAUGACCCUAAUGAUUAUUUUGUUAUUCAAACUCCAUUCAAGUCUUUUGUUAUGAAAUGUGAUAGCCAUAAUUCUGGUUCUUGGUUAACGGCGCUGGGAAAAAGCAUUAAAAUGAAUCAUGAUAGACUUCUGUCGAAACAGGAGAUUCAUGAAACGGCAAACAAAGCCGCAAAACUAGCAAGCCCGAAACUAAUGGCAGAAAAAUCUUUUACGGAUUCCAGCCAAGCCUCGAGCACUGCAUCAUUACGAGUCCAGUCUUCACCUAAGAGCUCGCCAAAGGUCUCUUUGACCGCAAAUUCCGGAACCGCACAGGCCAGCGGAAAGCCAGAACGGUUAUUUGAUUCCUUUGUGAGUUCUAAGGGCAAGCAAACCAAAAGGCCAGCUAAGCCAGUUCCCCUUUCUGGGAAACUGAUUAACGGCUUACCAAGCGUCUCGGCUAUGUAUAGCACGGGUGACGACUAUUUUUCCUCCAAUGAUUUGGGUAGUAGGAACGGAUUUAGUCCACGUCUACAGGCCGGAACGGGAUCGGGAUCCUCUGCCAGAAAAUCAUUGUCAGGUAAGUCAUCGCGAAUGCUAGCCAGAAGCGAGAGAACACUAAGAAAAUAA
This is a messenger RNA of Lachancea fermentati, 3072 nucleotides long. NCBI's taxonomy places the organism in Eukaryota, Fungi, Ascomycota, Saccharomycetes, Saccharomycetales, Saccharomycetaceae. The record is from the annotation of a GenBank genome assembly.